AUCAACAGCAGUUUUUAAAACUGAUCUUUGCUCAGUUGUGGGCAUUUUAUCCCUUCCACACACCUCUUUGGUUCGAUACUUUCUCAGGUAGUGUGUCAGCUACUCCUCCAGACUGAUGGCUCUGUUGUUGCCUUUUUUCAUUUUGCUUCAAGUCCUCUGUUAUGUUCAUGGCUAUCCUACUGGUGCUCCCACUGGUGCCUGUGAGGAUAUGAUGCCUCGUCACUCAGGUGUGCAGCCUCAGCCCUCUCCAGUACCCUAUGCCAUCCUCACCAACACCAGGACGUUUCAGCCAGGACAAGCCAUUACAGUGACUAUCACAGGACCAGAUUAUAGAGGCGUGCUUGUGGAAGCUCGGACAUUUGGCAGCACCAACGCUCUGGGAAGCUGGCAACUCAAUCCCCCAGACACAAAGUUUCUUCAGUGCUCAGGGAAUCCACAAGCUGCUGUCACUCAUUCCAACACCAACCUGAAGGGCAACACCACUGUGUACAGCUGGUUACCGCCCGACUCUGCAAGCCCCAUCUACUUCAUGGCCACAGUAGCUCAGCAGCGGACAAUCUACUGGGUUGAUGUGAGAUCUGACACUCUGACCAGAGGAAAAAGCCAAGACUUAAUUUGGAUGAGCACAGAUGCAAGUUCUGGGAAGGCUGAAGAAAAACCUCUGCAUGUGCUUAUAACAUGUUUUCUGAUGUUUCAGGUGCUGUUGUAAAUAUAAA
Notolabrus celidotus (New Zealand spotty) is the source of this 716-nucleotide messenger RNA. RefSeq lists its product as uncharacterized. Lineage: Eukaryota; Metazoa; Chordata; Actinopteri; Labriformes; Labridae. The coding region runs from base 116 to 709 and encodes 197 amino acids. The transcript is spliced from 5 exons. The record is from RefSeq and is a predicted model, not a curated record. Gene Ontology annotation, molecular function: oxidoreductase activity, acting on metal ions.